UCCAGUGCUAGCCUUCUCAGGUUCAGUUGCCUCAGGCAAGCGUGUGAUUCAGAAUAUGGAAAUCAGUAAAUGGGAUGCUCUUUCAUUUCUGAAAUGCCAUAUUGAUGAGUCCAGGCUGAGCUUUGGCUCAAUAUCCUUGGAUAUUGACCCUGACCUCAUUUGCCUAUGUGGGUAUUGUUUGGUCUUUCUGUUCCUGUGCUACCUGGUGGGGAUUCCAUCUCUAUUCACUGGCUGGAAAACCACAGAGAGGAGAAAGUGCAGCGCCAAGAGGAGGCGGAAAGGGGGGACACUGACAGGUUGGAGCUAUUGCCAGAGUGACACAGAAGAGGAAGCUGACUGCUUCAGUGGAAAGUUCCCUGGGCCAGAAACAUGCUACCACCCGCUUUCGCCAACUAUUGUGUCCAGACCCCUUCUGUGAAGUGUGUAAUAGAGCAACUGCUGAGAUCAACCAACUGCUGUUCUCAGAAGCCCUGGAAGAUGCUCCCUCUGUCUCUCCUUUGACCUCCACAGCUCCCAUGGCUGGGUCCUCAUUCACAAUGUCCUCUGCCUUCCCAGCAGCUCCCCCUGGAGACCAAAUACCAGUUUCUUUGCUUCAACCUUCCCCACUACCCCUCUCCAACCCUCUUCACUCACCGAAUCCACUGACCUGUUUAGAUGAGUUUCUUGCACCCUCACUGGGAUACAAUCUGUCACCAGAGCCUUUUCCUUCACUGGGUCCUGAAUUCCCAGCAGGCCAUUCUUCACCACAACACCGUGCUUUUUCCCCAGUCCCCCAAUAUGACACUAAGAGAGUGGACGUUAUGCUCCCAGCACACACCCCUUUGUCUCUAAAUAACAUCUUCUCAGGGGACCCCACCCUCUGUCAAGGUAUCAAAGCCUUACCUAAUUUGCCACAACCAAUGAAUCCUGAUGAUCCAUAUGGUUAUCAUCAUCCACCACCAACACUGUCUGUUUCAUCACCUCAAGACACCACGGUAACUCGGACUCAAUCUAAAGCAAUUUCCAUCUCAUUCAAGACGGUCUCAGAGAACACCACCUCCUGCAGCCCACCAGGGCUUUCUGUUUCAGACUGGUUAGCCUCUACCUGGGCACCACGUGGGGACUUCACUCACGAAUGGCUUGCCCUUCCGUCUUUCGAGACCUCUGUGAACCUGCCAUUUCUCAGUGCAGACGUCUUGGAACUCCUAGAGAGGCAAGUGCAAAAGCGGAGUGAUUUCCUGAUGUGGAAGGACAAGGAAAAGAAUAGUUAUUCCUUUCCAAAACCACAGGGACCAGGGUACCAACCGAAAUCUUCAGGGGAAAUGUUAGGGUCCCCUGCUGAUAAGGAUGACUCAGCAGUCUCCCUUCCCCAAGGAAGCCCCAAAGGCAAACCACAGGAGCUGCAGAUGCAUGAACUGCCCCCACAUCUUAAAUCUUUGGGGGACCAUUUACAGCAAAAAUGCAUCCAGCUCUUCUGGGUUCUCCCAUCCCUACACAGCGAGUCCUUGCGCUCUGCCGUUUCUCUCUCGGGGGGCGCUCCCCCUGUCUCUUUUUUCAAUAGAAUAUCAAAUGCCUCCACCAAUCAAGAAGCCCCAGAGCUUCCCCAGCCCCUCCCUCUGUCCUCACCCGAAAUCCAGACUCCAGCGUUGCCUCAAACUCCACCACAGUCCCCGUCCAUGCCACAAUCCCAGCCGCCAGCCGACCUGACUUGCCCAAUCCCAGCCCAACCAUCUGGCCCUUCACACCAAAUUAAGAUCUGUGGCGUGUUUUUCAAUAGACCCGAGAAUGACCCAGAUUGUCUCCAACCUGCUGAUA
Talpa occidentalis (Iberian mole) is the source of this 1794-nucleotide messenger RNA. Its product is annotated as spermatogenesis-associated protein 31D1-like. The record is from RefSeq and is a predicted model, not a curated record. NCBI's taxonomy places the organism in Eukaryota, Metazoa, Chordata, Mammalia, Eulipotyphla, Talpidae. The transcript is spliced from 4 exons. Bases 56 to 418 code for a protein of 120 amino acids.